Trypanosoma cruzi is the source of this 510-nucleotide messenger RNA. RefSeq names its product receptor-type adenylate cyclase, putative. The transcript has a single exon. NCBI's taxonomy places the organism in Eukaryota, Euglenozoa, Kinetoplastea, Trypanosomatida, Trypanosomatidae. The record is from RefSeq and is a predicted model, not a curated record. Bases 1 to 510 code for a protein of 169 amino acids.
AUGUGGCGUGCUGCUGUGGCUGGCGGUGUUGAGUUUGUGCCUGGGCAGGUGAUCACGACGGGGACGAACCCGCUGGCGAAGGACACACAGUACGAGGCCAUCCAGCGCUUCCAGAAGGUGAUGCGGGCAUAUCUGACGCACAGUGGGCAAAAGUACUAUGCUGACAAGGACCAUUUUCUGAAGGAUGACGUCGACGGUGAGAUGAUGGUUGCUGGGUGGAUUGCUGGCGAGGUGCUCUCACAGGCGCUGGGCAGUCGUGAGUGGGUGAAGGACCGCAAGUCGUUCUUGGCGUCUCUGUACAACCAACGCCGGUAUGUGGUUGACGACAUUGUGAUUGGCGACUACGGUGGCGAGUGCGAAGCGGGUGUAUUGAGCAAUUUGUGUAUCCAUUUCUUAGGGCCUUUUUUUUCUGUGUUUUUAUUGAUUUUUUUUGUGUUGGGUUUUAUAAAGUUUCUUUUUUUUUUUUUUUUUUGUAUGUGUUGCUUAGUUAUUUUGUGUAGGGAAGGUUAG